GCGGAACAGGAAGUGACAGGAAAGGCGUUUUCUGCUAGAUGGAAGAGCGAACAGGCUAGGAUUGUUUACCACGAAGAGGCCGGCAUGAGCUCCCUGCGGGAAGAGGAUGAUCCUUAUGUGGUCGAGGAGCCCAGCGACGAGGACCCAGCGCAAAGCAGCUCUGAAGAUGAAGUGGAUGUGCUCUUAUAUGGCACCCCAGAUCAGAAGCGUAAACUGAUACGGGAGUGUCUAACAGGAGAAAGUGAGUCUUCUAGUGAUGAUGAAUUCCAAAAGGAAAUGGAAGCUGAACUUAGCUGCACCAUGAAAAAUAUGGAAGGCCAGUGGAAGUCACAACUUCCAGGUGAUGCUUCUGUUGCUGGGCAGUCUGGAACUGUCUCAACUUCUAAGUAUUAUGAUGACAUUUAUUUUGAUUCCGAUUCAGAUGACGAAGACAUAGGUCCUGCAGAAACCAAGAAAAAAAGGAAACAUCAAGAACGGCGGAUUCCAACUAAUGAUGAGUUAUUUUAUGAUCCAGAAGAAGACAAUAGAGAUCAGGCAUGGGUAGAUACGAUGAGAAGGAGGUAUCUUAGUAUAAGAAGUGUUCGAUCACAACAACAAAUAGAAAAACUUCCUGCCAUUCCCAACAGUGAUGCUAUUUUGAACUGUCCUGCGUGUAUGACAACAUUGUGCCUUGAUUGUCAAAGGCAUGAAUUAUACAAAACUCAGUACAGAGCAAUGUUUGUGAUGAACUGUACUGUCGUCAAAGAAGAAAUUUUGAAAUACAGAGACCCACUGAACAAGAAGACAAAGAGAGGGCACAAGAAAACUAAACAGAGUAAUGAAUCAAUUAUUGGCUCAGAAAGACAGGAAGAGGAGGUAUAUCAUCCAGUGAAAUGUACUGAAUGUUCAACAGAAGUGGCUGCAUUAGAUAAGGAUGAAGUCUUUCAUUUUUUCAAUGUACUGGCAAGCCAUUGCUAAGAUGCACCAUUUUAGAUACUUCAAGAUUAUAUUAAACUUUCCAGGUAAAAGAUGAUUUCUUCUAAGACCACUUUUGUAUUUGUUAAAAAGUCUACUUGACUAAUCUGAAAUGGAGAUUAUUGUAUCUGUGUUCUUUUCCAUAUAGAUAAAAUAAGGGAACUUUUUAAUUUAUGUACAUAAGUUGAACAAUUUUAUCCUGUUAAAUAGAAUCAAAAAGUUCUGAGUUAAAGAGACAUCAGUCCAUGUUCAUAAGUUAUAUAAUGGCUGACUGAUAAAAAUCUGAUACUGUCAACAUUUAA
Molecule: messenger RNA, 1256 nt
Organism: Candoia aspera
Lineage: Eukaryota; Metazoa; Chordata; Lepidosauria; Squamata; Candoiidae
Gene: EAPP
Product: E2F associated phosphoprotein
Exons: 6
Coding region: 85-957 (290 amino acids)
Biological process (GO): positive regulation of cell population proliferation
Cellular component (GO): nucleus
Source: RefSeq, a predicted model, not a curated record